UCUAAGUUGUUGGGGGGGUAGUAGCCAGCAGCAGCAACCAACGCGCAUCUCCCGUCGGCGAAACGGAAAACGCAACGUGAUAAACAAAUAUCUCACAGGAACACUCGGUCUGUAUCUAACUUUGGAUAAAUUUGUCGUUUAUACUGGUGAGGAGGUCGCGAUACAUACUAAGGGACCUCUGUGGAAGUAGCAGUGAUGUCUCAGGACAAGAGCGGCUACCCUGGAAUGGGGGAGUGCAACCCCCUCCACAACAACGUCUACGGCCAGCCCAACCCUACUGCACCGUUUGGGGCGCCUCCACCAAACUACAUGGGGUCCCCUGGGGCACCUGGAUACCCAGCCCCAGGACCCUACGCCCAGCCAGGCUUUCCCCAAGCCGCCCCCUACCCUCAGAUGCCCUAUCCACAGAUGCCCUACCCACAGCAGCCCUACCCAGGGCCAGGGUACGGACAGGUCCCACCACAGCCUGCCUUUGUCCCCAACCCCAAUGCACCCAUGAUGGACAGCCCUGGUUACCAUGGCGAGAACGGGCCUCCCUCAUACUAUGACAACGAGGAGUUCACCAACUCGGGCUUUGAGGAUAAGACCAUCCGCCAGGCCUUCAUCAGAAAGGUGUUCUUGGUCCUGACCGUUCAGCUUCUGGUCACCUUCUCCUUCGUGGCCGUCUUCACCUUCCAUCAAGAUGCCAAGAUAUUUGUGCGCCGCAACCCAUGGACGUAUUAUGUGUCCUACGCCAUCUUCUUCGUGUCCCUGAUUGUGCUGAGCUGCUGUGGAGAGUUCCGUCGCAAACACCCAUGGAACCUGAUAGCCCUGUCUAUCCUGACUCUGAGCCUGUCCUACAUGGUGGGGAUGAUCGCUAGCUUCUACGACACCGACUCUGUGAUCAUGGCUGUGGGCAUCACCGCAGUGGUCUGCUUCUCAGUGGUGCUGUUCUCUCUCCAGAGCAAGUACGACUUCACUUCCUGCCGCGGGGUUCUGUUCGUGUGUCUGAUCGUGCUGCUGCUCUUCUCCAUCCUCUGCAUGUUCAUCCGCCACAAGAUCCUGCACAUCGUCUACGCCUCGCUCGGCGCGCUGCUCUUCACCUGCUUCCUGGCCGUGGACACGCAGCUGCUGCUGGGCAACAAGCAGCUGUCUCUAAGCCCAGAGGAGUACAUCUUUGCCGCCCUGAACCUCUACACUGACAUCAUCAACAUCUUCCUCUACAUCCUGGCCAUCGUAGGCCGCUCGAGGGAGUAAGCGCUCGGCGCCCCUCAGUGGAGAGGAGGAGAAGCGCGCGUGCGGUGUGGAAGGAAGGGGAAAUAAAAUCAAGCGAAUGGUUGUUGUUUCUUCUCUCCCUCUCCCUCUAUCUCUCUCUCUGUCUCUCUCUAUCCUGUCGUCACAACUUUUCCAAAGAACCCUGCACCUCCGCCUUCAUUUUCCAUCCUCCCUCCGCCCGCCAGUAAGAGUAGGCGUGAUUGGCUGAAUGAUUGACUGACAGACAGACCAACCAAUGAGAGCCUCUCUGCCCUGUGGAGAGCAGAUGAGAAGUGCAAGUUUUUAAAUCCUUAUUAUUUAACCACUUCAAUCAGUCUGAGACCCCUGGCCACAGACUCUUUAUCCGUGUAAGGUUUUGUUGAAACUCUGCACCAUGCUGUGCUCCAUGCUGUACAGUUCGCUUCUUGCGCUGGAGACGCCGACCUCUUGUCAGAGAAGCCGGAGGGAUGCAUGUUUGAGCUCAGCACUCUGAAGGCUGCAGAUGGAACAGAUAACACACCAAAACGGGUGUAAUUCUUUGUAAAAAAAUGGAAAAAUCAGACCCGUUGAUUCACUCUUGCACCACAUGUUGCCCUUCUGUAAGCCUUCAGUGUAACCUCCUGUGCAUGCUGAUUGCAACACUGCUCAGAUAGACAGACGGACAGACCGAUCUGAGGACAGACUUCCUCUGCUUCUUGCUAAGCUGUAAAUAGCACAUCACUUUUCAACCCUCUGCUCUCCUCCUCUCUCCUUUCUUCCCUUUUUUCCCGUUCGCUCUCUUUUAUCUCUCUCUCUCUCUCUCUCUCUCUCUCUCUCUCUCUCUCUCUCUCUCUCUCUCUCUCUCUCUCUCUCUCUGUGCAUGCCUGCUCUCCAUGUGCAACCCCGACCCAGUGGUGCUACAUGGGAAAUAUAACAGAAUGUGCAGACAUCACUGUAUAAGUAACCAAUCACUCUGUUUGGAACAACAGUAGACAACAUAGAGAAGAGAAAAUAAUAUAAGAGAAUCUACACCGGUAGAGCUAGACAUUUGUACUCCUAAAUAGACACUGAUCUCGAGGAAAAGGCCUUUUAAAUAACACUCCCAGCACAGGCGUGAGGGAGAAGGUUGCGGUUUCGUUUUGGUGAUUGACCAGAAAUUUGCCGUUUUUAAAAGGCCUGUUACACUUUGUGUUCCGUAUUUGAUAUUUGCUUUCUCCUUUUUCGUCAGAAUCACUGAAAUGUUCCCACUAUCCCCCUCCUGUCAUCUGCCUGUCGCUCCCCGCUGCUUCUCUGUAUCUCUUUUGUCCUCUGUCUCUUUUAACGUAGCGGUCUUAGUGUUGUGUUUUUUGAGACUAAUGUGAAAGUUUGAAAAGUAUUGAAAGUAUUAUUAAUUUGUUUUUGUUUAAUUUUUAACCAAGCACUCUGAGGGGUUCGGAAGUUAUGUACAUGAGGCAUUUUAACAUGUUAACAAGCAUUGGACACUUCUCCAAUGUGUGUAGUUGUAAUUAUAUUUGACAUAUUUAUUGCAGAGACUGUAUAGGCUAGGCUGGAAUUGGGCAAAUGUAUUGGUUGGUUAUUUCUCUCUCUUUCUUUCUCUCUUUUUUUUUUCUCUCUCUCUCUCUCUCUCUCUCUCUCUCUCUCUCUCUCUCUCUCUCUCUCUCUGUAAACUUUGUAGUGGUUUCAGGCUGCUUUCACAAGAUUAGCAUAGAGCAUUAUCGCAAACAAUCUGACUUCUAGAAGUAAUGAGAUGCUAUCAAAAUCCGGAAACAUCAUGUGUCAAUACGAUACAGUUAGCUACAUUUUAUUUAGGCUUACCGUUGUCUUGUACCCUUGGAAGUUAACAUAUUUGAAGUCAAAUGAAUUGCCUACGUAUUACCGCUGUGAGUGGUGUAGAAUUUAUUAAAUACAUUUCUAUUAAAUGCAUCCAAAGCUGGAGGAAGCAUUGAUUUGGCCACAGAUGCAUUUCAAUGAAAACUUGUUAUAAUUCCAUACAAAUGUUUUAGCAUGAAGAGAGAGAGAGAGAGAGAGAGAUGGACAGACUAAUGUAUUUGUGCUGUUAAUCUAAUAAAUGGUGGAUUGAAUGUUCAUUUCUUAAUAAAGGAUCUACAGGAAAAUGGUAACCAAAAAAAAAAGACUGCUUCCUCUCAACUAACCUGCAUGUGGUGCUGGUGUGUGCUGAAACUGCUGUUGCUGGGAGACGCCUCUCGAGAAAGCCCCUCCUGCCUCCCAUGUUUUAGUUCUGAUCUGCAACCCUCUUUUAGACCUCUGAUUUCUCUGUUUGUGUUUGUAACUAACUAACUGUCCGUAAAGCCUCUGUAGUGGACUGAGUGUAUAGGGUGAGCUUUGGCCUUUGUAGUUCUGUUUGCACUGUACAUUUGCAUUAAACUGAACUGGGAUUGUAUUCCUCUUCACUGCUGUAUGCUUUACAUUAAAACAAGAAACAAAACAGAAA
Molecule: messenger RNA, 3664 nt
Organism: Alosa alosa (allis shad)
Lineage: Eukaryota; Metazoa; Chordata; Actinopteri; Clupeiformes; Clupeidae
Gene: grinaa
Product: glutamate receptor, ionotropic, N-methyl D-aspartate-associated protein 1a (glutamate binding)
Exons: 7
Coding region: 196-1236 (346 amino acids)
Biological process (GO): negative regulation of apoptotic signaling pathway
Cellular component (GO): endoplasmic reticulum; Golgi apparatus; membrane
Source: RefSeq, a predicted model, not a curated record